Messenger RNA from Lactuca saligna, 693 nucleotides. The record is from the annotation of a GenBank genome assembly. Lineage: Eukaryota; Viridiplantae; Streptophyta; Magnoliopsida; Asterales; Asteraceae.
AUGUUUUGGAUAAUUAAUUUUACAAAAUGUAACUUCUUAUCUUAUAACGCACAACAUUUGGUAAUAUGGUUGUCGUUGCUCAAGGAAAUCAAUCCCUCGACCGCUAGAUGGACGAUUAUUAAUCCUCAAGGCACCACAUUGGAAGUUGAGAAAGACCUUUAUUUGAGGCGAAUAGCAGCAGGGAAGGUUGGCGGACCUCAUUGGAAAGAUAUUGAUCUGAACUGUUUAGGAAUCCAUAGAGCUGUUUGGGAAUCCAAAAAGCUAUUUGUCAGUCUGCAUAACUGUUUGGGAAUCUGCAGAUCUGUUUUUCAGUCUGCAGAGCUAGUUGUCAUUCCACAAAACUGUUUCUCAUUCUGCAGAGUUGUUUGCCAGUCUGCAGAGCUAUUUCUCAUUCCACAGAGCUGUUUGUCAGUCCUCAAAGUUGUUUCUCAAUGCAGCGACAUUGUCCGAUCCUCCAUAUCCAUGGACGACAAGAGAGGUGAUGGUCCUAACACGAUGUUGGAUGAACGUUUACGAGGGUGUAACACCAAUAGCUGCCCCUCAUUGCCUUGUAGGCCAUAUUAUUACGCAGACGAUGAGGAACUUUUACAAUUUGUUAAAGAGUAUUACAUGAUGGAGCGUGAUGGAAGUGAGUUUGAAUAUGAAGACGUUUGGAAUGCGGUUAAAAAAACAAGUAUUUCAUGUAGACGGUAA